Perca flavescens (yellow perch) is the source of this 3170-nucleotide messenger RNA. RefSeq names its product gap junction protein gamma 1 (gene gjc1). Bases 231 to 1688 code for a protein of 485 amino acids. The record is from RefSeq and is a predicted model, not a curated record. Gene Ontology annotation, biological process: cell-cell signaling. Gene Ontology annotation, molecular function: gap junction channel activity. Gene Ontology annotation, cellular component: connexin complex. NCBI's taxonomy places the organism in Eukaryota, Metazoa, Chordata, Actinopteri, Perciformes, Percidae. The transcript is spliced from 3 exons.
UCACCGAGCUGGUUCCUCCCGAGAAGUGGAGCAGAUUAUCAACGGCGGGAUUCAAGUUUGGACCUCACCAAGUCCAAAACGACCUUCCCCUUCCAAAAAAAGGAUCAUCUUACAUCUUAAAGCAUCUUCACAGACUCGCAUAGCGAAUGUGUGAUGUGGAGCCAGUACAGUAAGAGAGUCUGUGAACAGGUGAGAGAGGGACACUGUCUGCCCCACUGUCCAGCGACACAAUGAGCUGGAGCUUCCUCACGCGGCUGCUGGAGGAGAUCCACAACCACUCCACCUUCGUGGGGAAGCUGUGGCUCACCGUGCUCAUCGUCUUCCGCAUUGUUCUCACUGCUGUUGGGGGAGAGUCCAUCUACUACGACGAACAGAGCAAGUUUGUCUGCAACUCGGGCCAGCCGGGCUGCGAGAAUGUUUGCUAUGACGCCUUCGCCCCUCUAUCUCAUGUCCGCUUCUGGGUCUUCCAGAUUAUCUUGGUGGCGAUGCCUUCUCUCAUGUACAUGGGCUAUGCUGUCAACAAGAUUGCACGGUUAGAUGAAGCCAAAGGAGGAGGUGGUUCUGCUGCAGUUAGAACAGGAGGAGGGAGCUACACGCACAGGAAGCCCAGGAAAAUUUGCUUUGGAGCACGGCAGCACCGGGGCAUCGAGGAGACCGAGGAGGACCAAGAGGAUGAUCCCAUGAUCUAUGAGGUGCCAGAGAUUGAGCCCCCCAAAAGGCCACGGGAUCCACUGCAGCCUGCACCCAAACCCAAAAUCCGGCAUGAUGGGCGCAAGCGUAUAAGAGAUGAGGGCCUGAUGCGGGUCUAUGUUUUGCAACUGGUGACUCGUACACUGCUAGAAGCAGGCUUCCUUGCAGGCCAGUAUUUUCUGUAUGGGUUCCGUGUGAUGCCUGUGUUUGUGUGCUCGGGAAAACCAUGUCCCCACAGCGUUGACUGCUUUGUGUCGCGGCCCACAGAGAAGACCAUCUUCCUGCGCAUCAUGUAUGGUGUCACUGUCCUUUGCCUCACGCUUAACGUUUGGGAGAUGCUCCAUUUGGGGAUUGGUACCAUCUGUGACAUUCUUCGCCGUCGGCGCUGCCCACCUCAGGAGGAUGAGUACCAGUUGGGAUUACUGGGCACCAAUGGAGGAGUGGAGGGCUCAGUAGGGGGGACAGGGCCAGAGGCAGGCUCUGAGGGAGGGGUGGGUGGAGAUGGGGCUGCGGAUUACGUGGGUUACCCCUUCUCCUGGAACACCCCAUCAGCUCCACCUGGCUACAACAUUGUGGUAAAGCCAGAGCAGAUGCCCUACACGGACCUUAGCAACGCUAAAAUGGCAUGCAAGCAGAACCGGGCCAACAUUGCCCAAGAGGAGCAGCAGCAAUUUGGUAGCAAUGAGGAUAACUUUCCUACUGGAGGGGAGGCCCGCGUAGCUUUGAACAAAGACAUGAUUCAGCAAGCUCAUGAGCAACUGGAGGCGGCCAUCCAGGCUUACAGUCAGCAGCACCGGGCAGAGGGGCAGCUUGGGGACAACCAGGACGACAAGCCCCAAAGUAACAUCAUCCAGGCCCAACCUCAACCACAGCCUCAGCUUCAGAAAGAGCGCAAGCAUAGAUUCAAGCAUGGGAAAGGAGGCAGCAGUGGAGGAGGCAGCAGCAGCAACAGCAGCAGCAGCAAAUCAGGAGAGGGCAAGCCCUCUGUAUGGAUUUAACCCCAGAAACAGUGGCAUGUAUUGAAACAAUGUACAGUAUAUAUUAGAGACUGGAUGACGAGUUGUUGCAAUUUUCCUUGGAUAUUUAAACACCACUGUGCCUUAAAAGAAUCCUGCAAGCUGGAGAAGAUGUGUGUUUGUGUACUAAGGUGUGUCAACAAAUGUGAUGUUGCAGCUGACAAUUUGUUUUGUCUGGGCUAUCAUUGUUUAACUUGAAACAUCACACCAACACAAACUGUAGGCCACAGUCUGUCGUUUACAUGUCUCGUUCUCCUCAAGCCCUGAAGCAGAUUAUUGACCUCUGUUGUCUUCCCGUUCAUCCUUUCUAAGGGAUUUAAACUUGAUAAUGAGUUCUGUUGCAAAUCAGAUUGAUCCCAGAUUUGGCUUAGCUCAUUUUCUGGCCGCUCCUCUACAAAGACAACGUCUCCGUUAUACAUUGCCAUCCUAAUUCUUUGGACAUCAAAAUGUAUUUAUGUAUCAUCAUAAUACAAAGGCAAAGGGAUGUCAUGUCAUCACUAUGUUCUGGCAAGCCAAAGCUAUGAAUCCAUAAUGUAAUGAUGUUAUCAAGGAACUUCAUAACACUAAAAAUGCAAUAAAAUGAAACUAUAAUUGAGUGGCAACGCCUAAAGCAGUGACUUUAUAAUGCAGUGAGAACAUCACCUUCCUGAAGGCUGUGUCCUGUCAGUCAUGUUCUGUGUGUGUUCUGCUUUAUCUCCAGUGUCAAUCACAGUGUUACGUUUCUGUGACUUUGCUUUUGACGUGUGGUUGUAUGUUUCCUGUGGGUUUUUUGAUAGAUGUGCUACACCAGCUGCUGCUCAAAAACCGAAAAGUACAGCAGGUGGCUUUUUUUAACCAGUCUACAUCUGAAAUUUCCUGAGAAAAAAAGUUAUUUUCAACAAGGUGCAUAAACCAUCCAGUUUGUAUACCUUAUUCCUCAACAUCUCAGUUUCUUUCUCUGGCUCUUCAUGGCUAUUUAACAAGGCUGCACAACACUCCACUGCUGUCCCAUCUGCCUUGUAGUUGACUGCCCCCUGGUGGUAUCUUCUACAGGGCUUCCUUUAUUGGGGAGCAGAUACCAGUUGCCAAUGCUACCUGCAUCCAGCAACACCUUAACCAGCUGUAGUGUUCCUUUUCUAGUGACAAGCCUUGUGUCAGUUAAGUCUUCUCAGCACUACAAGUUCAGUGUUAGAUGCACAAGGCUGCAAUAUCACCAAGUUGUAAUGGAAAAAGGUUUAAAGCCAUUACUAAAUAGUGAGACCAAACACUGUUUGUGUGAUGCAAGUGUCAGUGCCAAGAUUUUAUGCUAGGCUGCCAUGAAGCCUGGUUGUUUGUAGCUUUGGAAUACUGUGGCCAUGCUACUCCAAUUGUGGAAUAAUGCCUAUGUAAGACCAACCCUUUUCUAAAAGUCAAUUGUUUUUUUGUAUUACAGUAUGUGUAUUGCUUUUCAGAAUGGGAUUUAAAGAGCAAACUUGAUUUUUAUGU